Scomber japonicus (chub mackerel) is the source of this 1482-nucleotide messenger RNA. RefSeq names its product NLR family CARD domain-containing protein 3-like. The record is from RefSeq and is a predicted model, not a curated record. NCBI's taxonomy places the organism in Eukaryota, Metazoa, Chordata, Actinopteri, Scombriformes, Scombridae. The coding region runs from base 1 to 1482 and encodes 493 amino acids. The transcript has 4 exons.
AUGAAGACCCUCCAUGAUGCUCCAACCAAGGAUCAGGACAUCUGUGAAGUCUUACACAGACUGUUCAUCUUUGACGGCCUGGAUGAAAGCAGACUUUCACUGGAUUUCAACAACAGUGAGGUCGUGUCUGAUGUCACACAGAAGUCAUCAGUCAGCGUGCUGCUGACAAACCUCAUCAAGGGGAAGCUGCUUCCCUCGGCUCUCGUCUGGAUCACUUCCCGACCUGCAGCAGCCAAUCAGAUCCCUCCUUCAUGUGUGGACAGGGUAACAGAAGUACGAGGCUUCACUGACCCCCAGAAGGAGGAGUACUUCAGGAGGAGAUUCAGUGAUGAAGAGCAGUCCAGCACAAUCAUCUCACACAUCAAGACAUCCAGGAGCCUCCACAUCAUGUGUCACAUCCCAGUCUUCUGCUGGAUCACUGCUACAGUUCUGGACCACAUGUUGACUACAGACCAGAGAGGAGAGCUGCCCAAGACCCUGACUGACAUGUACUCACACUUCCUGCUGGUUCAGACAAAGAGGAAGAAGAACAAGUAUGAUGAGGGACAUGAGACGAGUCCACAGGAGCUGACGGAGGCUGACAGGAACCUUCUUCUGAAGCUGGGGAGGCUGGCGUUUGAACAACUGGAGAAAGGAAACAUCAUGUUCUACCAAGAAGACCUGGAGCAGUGUGGUCUUGAUGUCACAGAGGCCUCGGUGUUAUCAGGAGUUUGUACAGAGAUCUUCAAAAGAGAGAGUGUGAUCUUCCAGAAAACAGUCUACAGCUUUGUUCAUCUGAGCGUUCAGGAGUUUCUGGCUGCAGUCUACAUGUACCACUGUUACACCAGCAGCAACACAGAGGUACUGAAGGAUUUCCUGGGAGAAGACAACAGGUACUCAUCUCUGGAUGACUUCCUGAAGAGAGCCAUGCAGAAAUCUCUCAGAAGUGAAAAUGGCCACCUGGACCUGUUUGUCCGCUUCCUUCAUGGCCUCUCUCUGGAGUCCAACCAGAGUCUCUUAGGAGGCCUGCUGGGUCAGACAGACAACAGUCCAGAAACCAUCCAGAGAGUCAUCAACAACCUGAAGGAGAUGAACAGUGGUGAUAUCUCUCCUGACAGAAGCAUCAACAUCUUCCACUGUCUGAUGGAGAUGAACGACCGCUCAGUACAUCAGGAGAUCCAACAGUUCCUGAAGUCAGAGAACAGAUCAAAGAAGAAACUCUCUGUGAUCCAGUGCUCAGCUCUGGCCUACAUGCUGCAGAUGUCAGAGGAGCCUCUGGAUGAGUUGGACCUGGAGAAGUACAACACAUCAGAGGUGGGACGACGGAGACUGAUCCCAGCUGUGAGGAACUGCAGAAAGGCUCAACUUACUGCCGUUAAACUCUCAGACACUGAAUGUGAAGUUGUGACCUCAGCUGUGAAGUCCAACCCUCAUCUGACAGAGCUGCACCUGAGACUCAACAAACUGUCUGAUUCAUCAGAGAAGCUUCUACACUCACUGUGA